Messenger RNA from Prorocentrum cordatum, 1005 nucleotides. NCBI's taxonomy places the organism in Eukaryota, Dinophyceae, Prorocentrales, Prorocentraceae. The record is from the annotation of a GenBank genome assembly.
AUGAUGGCCCUCGCCUCUCAACGAGCUGCGCGGAUUCUGGCUGGAGCGCGUCACGAGAUCGACGAGUUUCUCGACUCAUCGGUCCUCACGCUGGUGGACCACGAGCUGGGAUCCACCGGGACCCGCGUGCAAAGGCCCGUGCCCGAGCCCGCACCGGAGGCCGACGCGGGCGCCCCGCUUCUGGAGGUGCUCGAGCUGCGCGGCAAGGUGGUCGCCCUCCAGGCGCAGGUGGAGUCCUUGCUGAGCAGGGCGGAGGCGGCGCGAGACGAGGAUGACAUCUGCCUCGUUUGCCACAUGUGGCACAAGUCCAGAUACGGUAUGAUUGGAUGUUCAGUAUGCCGAGAAGACAUUGCCCAUGACGCCCUGCCGUACCAGCCCUGGACACUUGAUCCUGCAGUGGACUGGAUGGCGGCUGGAAUGGUGAAAGAUCGGCGGACUGCGAACGUGCCCUAUGAGCGCGGAGGUGGCAGACUGCGGAAGAAUGGCUUGGGAUCGCGGAAAGUGAAGAAGAGGCGGAACGCGAUCGGGGCGUGCGUAGACGCCGCCCCGCUUCGGCGCGGCCAUCGCCUCGUGCCCGUGGCAGACAAGGACAUCCACCGACCUGAUCUCAGGCUUUCGAUCAACAAGCACCGCGUCGCACAGGCGGCCCAUGAGCUCGUCGCGUACUUCGAGGCGACUGACGAGCCCCAGUUCUCCGUCUACGACCCCGACCUCUUCAACGCCGAGGCCACAUGUAUGUCAGAACAGGCAUGCAGGUAUGCAGUUGAGUUGACGAAGGACUUCGAUUGGACGCAGACCGAUGUGAACCGAGCAGAUGACAGCGCCAUGCGCAUUCAUCUUACAGAAGUGAGGCAGUUCCGCACGACACUAGUGCGCGAGCUUCGCAUCUUGAAGGCGCGCCGCGAGAUGCUGGAGCUGGUUCGCAAGGGAGACUACGGCAAUUGGGCGGAUCGCCGCUAUGACGACCGCGACCAUUGGCGCCGCGACAGCGGAUGGCACUGGUAA